AUGGCCGAUCAGCCCGAAAAGACCGCCGCCGCUCCUGCUGCCCCCGAGGCGCAACCCCCCACCACCACCACUACUACUACCGAGCCUGCAGUUUCGGAGUCUCAGACUCAACCUGAACCUCAGCCAGAAGCCGAACAAAAAGUCGAGCAGGCGACAACAGGAGAAGAGGCAUCUCCUGCCCCCGCUGCCACGGAACCUCCCGUGACGGAACCCGCUCCCGCUACCGCCCAGGAGGCCCCCGAGGAUAACAAGGAGGAAGCACCCAAGGAAGAGACCAAGGAGACCAAGGCUGAGGAAUCCAAGGAGGAGCAGAAGGCCGAAGAGCCCGCGGCUGAGCCCAAGGCCGAAGCAGCAAAAGAUGAGGAACAAAAGCCCGCUCAGCCCGAGUAUCUGGCCAAGAACCCGGCCCUGAGCCAGUUCUUCGAUCGUCUGUCUGCCAUUCUCUCCUCCACUGGCCACAAUGAGAUGUGGGGUGUCACCCUCAAGGACUCCUCGGAUGUCCCCACCGUCAACAUUCUCAUCAAGUUCCUGCGCGCCAACGAGGGUAAUGUCAAGCUGGCCGAGGAGCAGCUGACUAAGGCCCUGCAAUGGCGCAAGGAGAUGAACCCCCUCGCCCUGACCGAGGGCCGCUACAGUGCUGAGCGCUAUGGUGGCCUGGGCUAUGUCACCAAGUACCCCGAGGCGAAUGGCAAGGAGACCAUUGUUACUUGGAACGUCUAUGGUAAUGUCAAGUCUAUUGAUCAGACCUUUGGCGAUGUAGAUGGGUUCAUCAAGUGGCGUGUCGCGCUCAUGGAGCUCGCUGUCAAGGACUUGAAGUUGAGUGAGGCGACGACCGUGAUCGACUACGACGGUGAGGACCCGUACCAGAUGCUCCAGGUCCACGACUACCAGAACGUCAGCUUCCUCCGGCUGAACCCCACCAUCAAGGCGGCCAGCAAGAAGACCAUCGAGGUGUUCUCCAUGGCCUACCCCGAGCUGCUGCGGGAGAAGUUCUUCGUCAACGUGCCUGCCAUCAUGGGCUGGAUGUUCGCCGCCAUGAAGGUCUUCCUCAGCAAGAACACCACCCGCAAGUUCCACCCCAUCUCCAACGGUGCCAACCUGGCCCGCGAGUUCCCUUCCCUGAAGGACAAGUUCCCCAAGACCUAUGGUGGUAACGGCGCGACCCUGGAGGAGGAUGCGUUCACGGUCAACCUCGAGAAGGCCGAGCCUGCCCCGGAGGCUCCCAAGGAGGAGCCUAAGGAGGAGUCCAAGCAGGAGCAGGCCGAGGCUUCCAAGGAAGAAGCCAAGGCAGAGCAGGCUGAGGCUCCCAAGGAAGAGGUAAAGGAGGAGGCCAAGGAGGAAGCCAAGACAGAGCAGCCGGCGGCCGAGGAGCCGGCCAAGGCAGAGGCUGCAGUGACGACCCAGGAGGCGCCCGCCGCAGCGGAAGCCAAAUAA
Molecule: messenger RNA, 1434 nt
Organism: Aspergillus welwitschiae
Lineage: Eukaryota; Fungi; Ascomycota; Eurotiomycetes; Eurotiales; Aspergillaceae
Gene: sfh5
Product: CRAL/TRIO domain protein
Exons: 2
Coding region: 1-1434 (477 amino acids)
Biological process (GO): Golgi to plasma membrane protein transport; regulation of exocytosis
Cellular component (GO): cortical endoplasmic reticulum; plasma membrane; cytosol
Molecular function (GO): phosphatidylinositol transfer activity
Source: RefSeq, a predicted model, not a curated record